AGAACUGACCAGGUCAUUUUUACACAGUUGCACAGAAAGAAAAGCUGACGUCACGUGCACGCUUAGGUGAACAUGUAAACACGAGGAGAGCCGCAGACUUUACGACCCAGUUCACAGAGUCAGCCAGUCGGCUUUCUUAGUUUUUUUUACAAUGCGUCUGUAAUCUCAUACGUGCUGCUAGAAGACUGAAUAACUUAAAUCUGAAGGAGGCAGAGCAUCGUACUUUUAAGCAGUAGAGCAUCAUGGGUGAAGCGGCUGUGGAUGAUGGCACUAGUGAAGUGAAGGCCCCUGAUGGUGGCUGGAGUUGGGCCGUGCUCUUCGGUUGCUUCAUCAUCACAGGUUUCUCCUACGCUUUUCCCAAGGCUGUCAGUGUUUUCUUCGAGGAGCUGAUAAGAGAGUUCGAUGUGGGCUACAGUGACACAGCCUGGAUCUCCUCCAUCCUGUUGGCUAUGCUUUAUGGCACUGGUCCGUUAUGCAGCAUUUUAGUGAAUAAAUUUGGAUGCCGUCCAGUGAUGUUGGUGGGUGGCCUCUUUGCAUCGUUGGGAAUGGUCUUGGCAUCAUUUGCCACAAGCAUCAUUCACAUAUACUUGUGCACCGGAGUCAUUACAGGUCUUGGAAUGGCUCUGAACUUCCAGCCGUCACUCAUUAUGUUAAAUAAAUAUUUCAGUGAGAAGCGGCCGCUGGCUAAUGGCCUGGCCGCUACUGGGAGUCCAGUGGCUCUGUGCUGUCUGUCCCCUUUGGGGCAGGUCCUUCAGUAUGAAUAUGGCUGGAGAGGGGGCUUCCUCAUCUUGGGAGGGAUCCUUCUGAACUGCUGUGCCUGUGGGGCUUUAAUGAAGCCUUUGGACCCACCAAAGACCUCAGAGACCCCUGGGAUUGAAAACACACCAGAUGAUGGUAACAAGAAAGCAAAGCCCAAGCCCAAGCCCAAGCUGCUGGACUUCAGUGUUUUCAGUGACCUGGGCUUUGUCAUUUAUACAGUCGCUGCCUCCAUUAUGGUGCUCGGUUUGUUUGUGCCUCCAGUUUUUAUGGUGAGCUAUGCCAAAGAGUUGGGAAAUGAAGACACAAAAUCCGCCCUACUGCUUAGCAUCAUGGGUUUCACUGACAUUUUCGCACGGCCCACAUGUGGCUACAUCGCUGGACUCCAGUGGGUUCGCCCUCGAUGCGUUUACCUCUUCAGUAUCGCUCUCAUAUUCAAUGGCACCACAGAUCUGGUGGGCUCCCUGUCUAAAGACUACACCUCUCUGGUGGUGUUCUGCAUCUUCAUUGGCAUCUCUUAUGGCAUGGUGGGAGCCUUGCAGUUCGAGGUUCUCAUGACUGUUGUGGGUACAGAGAAGUUCUCAAGCGCCAUUGGUUUAGUUCUCCUGCUUGAAGCUACUGCUGUGCUGAUUGGGCCUCCAUCUGCUGGUCAUCUUUUGGACUCCACUAAGAAGUACAUGUUUGUUUUCCUGCUGGCUGGGGUUGAGGUUGUGGUGUCCGCUUUAGUGCUGGCCAUAUGCAACCUACUGUUCAUAAAGAAGAAGCCUGAGGCACCAGAGACUGCAACAAAAAAUGGAGAGACGGUGCAGGAAAAGGAAAAGAAUCACUCCAGUACACCACCUAUAGAGGAGCCCCACAAGGCCGAUGGAAACCCAGAAAAGAAAGCCGAGGAUAUAAUGAAGGAUCCAAGGGAAGUGGAAACCGUUCUUAAAGAUAAAGAUGAGCAGAAUAAGAACAUCACCUGUAGUCCAGACACCAAACUCUGAUGGACAUUUCUGCUUAACAAGAGGUUGAAAGACAGAAAUAAGAGGAGAUUGCAGAACUGCAGUGUUGAUAUGUCACUGUGUAGUCCGAUGUGAUCUCCUAAUGAAUAUUUAAUUAAUACCUACACUGCACAGAGAGAUUUAGAUAGGCCAGUCUUAAUAUGUCAAACUCAAAAACACAGACACUUCUUUGACUGAAACCAACGUUACUAAGGUUAAAGGUGCUGCAUGUGAUUUUUGUCAUGUAAUUGUAUGCAGAUAAUGAUCCUACUCACUGAAAUCACUGCUCUGAGAUAUCUCAGCGAUCUCUGUGACAGUCCUAAUCAGUGUUGGGGGAUAACGCAUUAACAUGAGUUAUGCAAUCAGAUUACUUUUUAUAGUAACUAGUAAAGCAUUUAAUGCAUUACUUUUACAUUUACAAGAAAAUAUCUGAGUUGCUUUUUUGAGUAAGUAAUGCAAGUCACUUUGUUUUCCUGUUUAUUCACUGAUAUCUCGUGUCAAGAGAAAUUAGGAGCAAGGUACAGUAGCACGUCCUUCAGCCUGAGGCUUAUUCUUUUCUCUUUUGUUGUUUACAGUUGUUAAAACAGUUGUUCUCUUUUGGUUGUUUUUUAUUGGAGUAAUGCAGCAUUGUAACGCAUUACUUUUAAAAGUACAUUCACUGGUCCUUGCAUCUAUAAACAGUAAAAGAAAAAAGGGCUCUAGACACAUUUUAAGCCAAUCACAACUCAUUUUAAACACUUUGCAACCCUCAAUCAAAUUGCAUGUUUACAGCAGCCAUUUAUGUUAAGGGGUGUUCGAUUUUGACAUCACCAAAUGCCUUGAAAGGAAAAUAAAUAAAUAGACUUUUAUCGCUGGAGGAAAUGGAGAGCUUUUAA
This is a messenger RNA of Carassius gibelio (silver crucian carp), 2614 nucleotides long. RefSeq names its product monocarboxylate transporter 4-like. The record is from RefSeq and is a predicted model, not a curated record. Bases 243 to 1742 code for a protein of 499 amino acids. Gene Ontology annotation, cellular component: membrane. Lineage: Eukaryota; Metazoa; Chordata; Actinopteri; Cypriniformes; Cyprinidae. The transcript is spliced from 5 exons. Gene Ontology annotation, molecular function: monocarboxylic acid transmembrane transporter activity. Gene Ontology annotation, biological process: monocarboxylic acid transport; transmembrane transport.